GAAAGGAAAGGAAAGGAAAGGAAAGGAAAGGAAAGGAAAGAAAAGAAAAGAAAAGAAAAGAAAAGAAAAGAAAAGAAAAGAAAAGAAAAGAAAAGAAAAGAAAAGGCAUUUGAAUCCUAAACCCAUCCAGACCUGCAUAGCAGGACCCUAAAGGAUUUAACUGGAGAAAUGCAACGUUGCCUCUUUUGAGGCAGGAUGAAGGAUGAAGGCGGCUUCAGGGACUCUGUCAGAAUUUAGAGGCCAUGGGGGAUCAGGACCUACCAGGGGUUUUGGUGUCUGGAUUUGAAGGGCCAUCUGGUAUAUGUAAAGAUCAUGUUGGAGAGUUGCAGAAACACUUUAAUCUCAUUACCAUGCAAGACCUUCUGGAAAAUAAAACACAAGCGGGUCCAAAAAUCCAGGCUGUAUAUAUCUGGAACAGAAAGCCAGUUGUUGAUCAGGAGCUCCUGCAGAGCCUGCCUGCCUUGAAGAUUGUUGCCAAUGCAGGAGCCGGUUUAGACCACCUAGACCUGAAGCUCAUCGCCAGCUUUGGCGUGAAGGUGGCCAACACACCGCAGGCUGUUUCCAGUCCCACGGCAGACAUGGGGAUGGCCUUACUGCUGGCGGCAGCCCGGAGAGUGGUGGAAGGUCACCAGUUGGCCACCUCACCAGAUACAAAGAACUUUUCCACAAACUGGCUGGGCCAGGAAGUGACGGGGUCCACCCUGGGUAUUAUCGGCAUGGGCAGUAUUGGCUACAAGGUCGCUCAGCGGGCCCGGGCAUUUGAAAUGAACAUUCUGUACCACAACAGGAAACGCAGGAAAUCAGAGGAGGAGGAAGCUGUUGGGGCCACUUACUGUGAGAGGCUGGAUGACCUGCUUCAGCGGUCAGACUUUGUGAUGUUGGCCCUGAGCCUGACACCCCAAACCCAGAAGCUGAUCGGGAGGAGGGAGCUGAGGCUGAUGAAACCUACAGCCAUCCUCGUCAACAUUGGCAGAGGUCUGUUAGUUGAUCAGGAUGCCCUGGUGGAAGCUCUUCAGACUGGAGUCAUUGGAGCAGCAGCGCUGGAUGUGUCGCACCCAGAGCCCCUGCCCAGAGACCAUCCUUUGUUGAAGUUGAAGAAUGUCACUCUGACACCUCACAUUGGAAGUGCAACUCAUCAAGCCAGAUGGCAGAUAAUGGAAAAUUUGGUUGGAAGUAUCCUGGCUUCUCUCAAUGGCCUUCCCAUUCCUAAUGAAGUGCUACUUAAAUGAUUUAUGUGGACUGAGGAUGCAGAGGGAUGAAAUAUGGCUUCCCCAUAAUAUGGCUAAUGGGAAAAAUAUUAUUUUGUGUGUUGUAUUUAUGUUCAAGUCCAAUACGUAGGUUGGUUUACUAUCAUUUUAUCUGAAAAACUUAGAAUAGUAACAAUACUGAUCAUCUAUUGAGAGCCUGGUAAGUGUCUUAAUUGCGUUCUCACUUCAUCCUCAAGGCAGCACUAUGAGGGAAGUGAUCAUCAUUCAUAAUGAAAUUGAGCACAGUUAUGUGUUUAACAUCCAGAAGUUGCAAAUAUUUGAAUUUGGAUUAAAACCCUGGGCUGGGUCAGUGCAUUUUCCAGUGGGCUGUUGCUUUCCAUUUUGUUAAAUUCCCAUAGUUUCUUGGAUUAGGUA
This is a messenger RNA of Eptesicus fuscus (big brown bat), 1622 nucleotides long. Its product is annotated as glyoxylate/hydroxypyruvate reductase B-like. Gene Ontology annotation, cellular component: cytosol. The transcript has 7 exons. NCBI's taxonomy places the organism in Eukaryota, Metazoa, Chordata, Mammalia, Chiroptera, Vespertilionidae. The coding region runs from base 243 to 1229 and encodes 328 amino acids. Gene Ontology annotation, molecular function: hydroxypyruvate reductase [NAD(P)H] activity; NAD binding; glyoxylate reductase (NADPH) activity. The record is from RefSeq and is a predicted model, not a curated record.